Styela clava is the source of this 1693-nucleotide messenger RNA. Its product is annotated as alpha-enolase-like. The record is from RefSeq and is a predicted model, not a curated record. Gene Ontology annotation, molecular function: phosphopyruvate hydratase activity; magnesium ion binding. NCBI's taxonomy places the organism in Eukaryota, Metazoa, Chordata, Ascidiacea, Stolidobranchia, Styelidae. Gene Ontology annotation, biological process: glycolytic process. Gene Ontology annotation, cellular component: phosphopyruvate hydratase complex.
UUAUGAAGUCUUUUUUUACCGUUUUUAGUUCAAUCAAGUUUAUUACAGUACCGGUAUUAAGUUGCAAUAACUAAUUCACAAUGUCGACUACUAUUACCAAGAUUAGAGCUCGCCAGAUCUAUGACAGCCGUGGAAACCCCACAGUUGAGGUUGAUCUUGAUACCCAGUCUGGAUCAUUUCGUGCAGCUGUUCCCAGUGGAGCAUCAACAGGAAUCUAUGAGGCCUUGGAACUAAGAGAUAAAGAUAAAGCAUUUCUAGGAAAAGGUGUUUCGAAGGCAAUUAAAAAUGUCAAUGAAAUCAUUGCACCUGCACUUGUUGGCAAGAAGCUUAAUCUAGCAGAUCAAACAGCUGUAGAUAAAAUUAUGCUAGAUCUUGAUGGAACUGCUAACAAGGCAAAACUUGGAGCAAAUGCAAUACUGGGAGUCUCGUUAGCGGUAGCAAAAGCUGCAGCACAUGAGAAAGGCGUUCCAUUAUACAGACAUUUGGCUGAUCUGGCUGGAAAUGCAAAUGUUUUACUGCCAGUUCCUUCUUUCAAUGUUAUCAACGGAGGAAGUCAUGCUGGUAACAAACUUGCAAUGCAAGAAUUCAUGAUAUUUCCUUGUGGUGCUUCCACUUUUUCUGAAGCGAUGCAAAUGGGAGCAGAAACCUAUCAGACCCUCAAAUCUGUAAUAAAGAAGAAAUAUGGACAAGAUGCAACCAAUGUUGGGGAUGAGGGCGGAUUUGCUCCUAACAUCAUGAAUAACCUUGAGGCUUUAGACCUCAUACAAGCGGCCAUCUCACAAGCAGGAUACGAGGGAAAAAUUAAGAUUUGCAUGGAUACUGCUGCGUCUGAAUUUUGGAACAAAGAAAAAGCUAGAUACGACCUUGACUUCAAAAACUCCUGUGAUGGUGAUGUGUCCGAUACGGAGAGAUAUAAAACUCCUGCAGAACUGGGAGAGUUGUACAAAACAUUCAUUAGUAAAUACCCAAUUGUAUCAAUUGAAGAUCCAUUUGAUCAGGAUGAUUGGGAAGGAUAUUCGGAAUUCACAGCAGCUGUUGGAGAAAAAACACAAGUUGUGGGUGACGAUCUUCUGGUCACUAAUCCCACUCGUAUCAACACAGCAUUGAAUAAAAAGGCAUGCAAUGCCCUCCUACUUAAAGUAAACCAGAUUGGUACUCUGUCUGAGGCUAUUGAAGCUUGCAAACUGGCACAAAAGUAUAACUGGGGAGUCAUGGUUUCCCAUAGAUCUGGAGAAACCGAAGAUAGUUUCAUUGCUGAUCUUGUUGUUGGUCUUUGCACUGGUCAAAUUAAGACUGGUGCACCCUGCCGAUCCGAACGACUAGCAAAGUACAAUCAGAUUUUGAGAAUUGAGGAAGAACUGGGUGACAAAGCCAAGUUUGCUGGAGCUGAUUGGAGAACUCCUAAAAUGUGAUGUCCAUAUUCUAGCAUCAGUAUAGUGUGAAUUAUAUCUUGUGCUUCAAAUUAUAUAUCUCGUUUUCAUUUCUUGCUAUGUUAGGUUUUUGCAGUUCCAAUUGUAUGAUUAUUUUAUUUACUGUAUCUGGAUUACUCAAGUUCAAAUUGUAUUAAUACUGUGCGACUGCCGUUGCCAUGAAUAUUAAUUAUUUUCUGUAUAAUGUUCAAUUAAUCCUAUAGCACUUUGCAUAUUAUUGUAUGAACACAUAUGGCAAACAGGAUAAGUAUUUAUGCUGAUUA